Molecule: messenger RNA, 585 nt
Organism: Strongylus vulgaris
Lineage: Eukaryota; Metazoa; Nematoda; Chromadorea; Rhabditida; Strongylidae
Source: the annotation of a GenBank genome assembly
AUGAAAAUUCUGGAUGGACGCAAAGAACAGUACGAUCUUUAUGACAUGUCUUUCGCACAAGCGCUCUUGGAUGGCCUUGAAAGAAAGCUCGAUGAUAGUUUCGAUUUACAGAACAACAACCAAGACUCUGAUCUCUUGAGUACAUAUUUUGGCUCAGCGCUAAAGCUCUGUUCAGCCAGUAAAGAAGCCCGUCGAUACUGUCGUUUGAAGAUUCUUCCUCCAUUAGUGGCAGCUGAUGUUGCUCGUCGUCCUGACGAAGGGGAAACACUUAGGAACAAGAUAAUUCGUGUUAUGAUGAGUCCUGUUUUCUCCAAGGAUCUUGCUUCCGAAUUCAUGUUUGUGCUCUGCAAACGAUCAGUUAAUCGUCUCAUCAAGUAUACAGGGCUGGGACAUUCAGCUGGAUUACUGGCCAAUUCUGGCUUACUUGGUCAGAUAAACGCACCAAAAAGUGCUUCUGACAGUGAAGAUUCGGAGACCGAGGAUUACAGAGCGGUUGAAGACAGGUCAGCUUGUUACAACUUUGAAUGCACAAGGUUAAUCCAGUUACUGGUUGUCUUCGACCAGAAAAUGCGGGACCUUCUCCCU